AUGAUGUGUGUUUCAUUAUCCAGAGAAUUUUGGCAGAAAAUAUUUAUUACAUUAAAUACUUUAUUUGUUAUAUAUAACAUGAUUCUACUUCUAUUAGGUAUAAUAACAUAUAAUACAUUAUCAAAAUAUACAACAAUUUUAUAUACACCAAUAUCAGUUAUCAUUUCAACGGUUCUAUUUACUGGAUGUUUUGGUAUUAUAGCUGCAUUUAUUGGAUAUAUUGGAUUAUGGAAACCAAUGAAUUUAAUUGCUUUAAUGCAUAUUAUUAGUUUGUGUAUUGUAACACUUAGUGAAAUUGGCAUAGCAACAACAUCAGCUGUGAUGUAUGAUCAAUUCUAUACAACGACUCAUAAUGCAUUAUUAGAUACUGUGAAAUUCUAUUAUGAAAAACCUCAAUAUGAAAUAGAAAUGGAUAAUUUACAAAGUGAAUUUCAAUGUUGUGGAGCUGAAUCAUAUAUGGAUUAUAGAAAACUGGGUGUUAAUAUACCGUUCUCUUGUACAAUUGGUUAUUUAGUUUAUGCAAGAGGUUGUGUUCAUGUAUUAACUAAUUAUAUACAACAAUAUACAAUUGUAUUCAUUUCAUUAUGUUUUAUAUUUUCUAUUAUACAAGGAAUUUAUUUAAUUAUAUCAAUUUUAAUGUUGAAUAGAUCUAUAGAUAGAAAAAAUUUAUGUACAUAA
Schistosoma spindalis is the source of this 678-nucleotide messenger RNA. NCBI's taxonomy places the organism in Eukaryota, Metazoa, Platyhelminthes, Trematoda, Strigeidida, Schistosomatidae. The record is from the annotation of a GenBank genome assembly.